Molecule: messenger RNA, 5101 nt
Organism: Gadus chalcogrammus (walleye pollock)
Lineage: Eukaryota; Metazoa; Chordata; Actinopteri; Gadiformes; Gadidae
Product: filamin-C-like
Exons: 26
Coding region: 503-5101 (1532 amino acids)
Biological process (GO): actin cytoskeleton organization
Molecular function (GO): actin filament binding
Source: RefSeq, a predicted model, not a curated record
AUUGUAAUAUGAUAAGUGUGACGGAGUUUGAGGGCCUUUAUAAAAACCCUUGCAUUGCCCCUUCUUGCCAUUCAAGUUUUAAACGAGUUCACACUCUGCGCUGUUGAACAUUGGAAACAGUUGAAGAUCAUUCACCUGACCCGAAGCUAUUUUCUAUCUUAUUUUUUCAAACAGCGACAUUCUUUUCUCGGGCAUGUAUUAGGAACCCGCGACUACAUUUGUCAAGAGACUGGCAAUUAAAAAAAAACGGAACAACAGCUGCCCUGCAGAUUGUAAACCGGAUAAUUUAAUCCAUCACUGACUUGACAGAAGAAGUUUCUUCGCAAAUCCACGCGAAAAGUUUCUCGCCUGCUUUUUAAACUCCGCCAAGUUUUGAACUUUUCCCUGGGAGCGCGUUUUUCUCGUCUGCCUGUCAAAGUUUUCCUGUCGCGCGGCGGGGCGCAUCAUUUCACACAUAGGUCCCAUUCAUUCCGGUAUAAAAGUGGACACGGAAAACGCCAUCAUGAUGAGCAAUAACUACGACGACCAACUGCCUCCACAGUAUAGCCAGGAGUUUGGGGACGAAGAGGACGACGAGAUGCCGGCCACGGAGAAGGACCUCGCGGAAGACGCGCCGUGGAAGAAGAUCCAGCAGAACACUUUCACCAGGUGGUGCAACGAGCACCUAAAGUGCGUCAGCAAGAACAUCAACGACCUCCAGCGGGAUUUUGGCGAUGGCUUGAAACUAAUUUCCCUCCUGGAGGUCCUGAGUCAGAAGAAAAUGUACAGAAAGCAUCACAUCAGACCUAACUUUCGACAAAUGAAACUGGAAAAUGUUUCAGUGGCACUUGAGUUCCUGGACAGGGAACAUAUCAAACUGGUAUCAAUCGACAGCAAGGCCAUCGUGGACGGGAACCUGAAGCUGAUCCUCGGCAUGAUCUGGACGCUCAUCCUCCACUACUCCAUCUCCAUGCCCAUGUGGGAGGACGAGGAGGACGAGGACGCCAAGAAGCUGACCCCCAAGCAGCGUCUGCUGGGCUGGAUCCAGAACAAGGUGCCCCAGAUGCCCAUCAAAAACUUCCACCGCGACUGGAACGACGGCAAGGCCCUGGGCGCCCUGGUGGACAACUGCGCUCCCGGUCUGUGUCCUGGCUGGGCUGACUGGGACCCUAACCAGCCCGUGGAGAACGCCCGAGAGGCCAUGCAGCAGGCUGAUGACUGGCUCGGUGUGCCGCAGGUGAUCGCUCCCGAGGAGAUCGUGGACCCGAAUGUGGAUGAGCUCUCAGUCAUGACCUACCUCUCCCAGUUCCCCAAGGCUAAGCUGAAGCCUGGAGCUCCCCUGAAGAACAAGCAACUGUUCCCAGACAAGGCCAAGGCUUUCGGACCCGGUAUUGAGCCCCAUGGCAACACGGUGCUGCAGCCAGCUGUGUUCACCGUGGACACACAGGAAGCAGGAAGUGGGGAGGUCCUGGUGUACGUUGAGGAUCCCGAGGGCUACAAGGAAGAGGCGAAGGUGAAGCCCGUCAAGAACAAGAGCGGAACCUACACCGUCACCUACACACCCAAGGUGGAGGGGGUCCACAGGGUGAAAGUUUUGUUUGCGGGGCAGGACAUUGACAAGAGCCCGUACACAGUGAACGUGACGAAGACCAUGGGCGACGCCAGCAAGGUCCACGCAAGAGGGCCCGGCCUGGACGCCACGGGCAACGUGGCCAACAAACCGACCUACUUUGACAUCUACACAGCUGGCGCCGGCAACGGGGACGUGAGCGUGGUCGUCAUCGACCCCCAGGGCAAGAAAGACACGGUGGAGCUCGUCCUGGAGAACAAGGGCGACAGCGUCUUCCGUUGCACCUACCGGCCCGUGCUGCAGGGCCCGCACGUCAUCCACGUGCUCUUCGCCGGCCAGGAGAUCCCCAAGAGCCCGUUCACCGUGAACAUCGCAGAAGCUCCGCCCGUGGCUCCUCCCACCGGAGUGCCCGUGAAAAUAAUCCCUCAGUCAGUGUGCGCCCCUCCUCCGGGCGCAAAGAGCGGCAAGGGGCCAGUCGCGCCCAAGGCGGGUCGACCAACGAUGAACCCCAGCAUCUGCAGAGCCACAGGCCGGGGCCUUCAGCCUAAAGGGGUCCGGAUGAAGGAGGUGGCGGACUUCCGUGUGUUCACCAAGGGAGCAGGCCCUGGGGAGCUGCAGGUCUCAGUCAAAGGACCGGGAGACACCGAGGAGAAAGUGAACGUGCGGGAAGUGGGAGACGGAGUGUAUGAAUGCGAUUAUGUCCCCCUGAAGCCGGGUAAAUACACCGUCACCAUCACCUGGGGGGGGCAGCCCAUCCCACGCAGUCCGUUCGUGGUGGAGGUGGGCUUGGAGGCCGGCUUCCAGAAGGUCCGGGCUUGGGGGCCGGGCCUGAAGACCGGCAUGGUCGGCAAAUCGGCCGACUUUGUGGUCGAGGCCAUCGGCACGGAGGUGGGAACUCUCGGUUUCUCCAUCGAGGGGCCGUCCCAGGCCAAGAUCGAGUGCGACGACCGCGGCGACGGCUCCUGCGACGUGCGCUACUGGCCCACGGAGGCCGGCGACUACGCCGUGCACGUCAUCUGCGACGACGAGGACAUCAAGGACAGCCCCUUCAUGGCCCACAUCCUCCCCGCCGCCAACGACGUCUUCCCUGAGAAAGUGAAGGCCUUCGGACCUGGUCUUCGGCCGACCGGCGUUGUCGUGAAUAAACCGACCGAGUUCACCAUCGAUGCGCGCAUGGCAGGGAAGGGCCACCUCAAAAUCUACGCACAGGAUGCGCAGGGCUGCACUAUCGACAUCCAGAUCAAUGAGAAGGGCGAUGGGACCUUCCUCUGCGUGUACACGCCGAGCAAGCCCAUCAAACACACCAUCAUCGUCAGCUGGAGCGAUGUCAACGUGCCCAACAGCCCCUUCAGGGUUCUAGUGGGGGAGGGCUGUCACCCAGACAAGGUCAAGGUGUACGGGCCGGGCGUGGAGAAGAGCGGCCUGAAGGCCAACGAGCCGACCUACUUCACCGUCGACUGCGGCGACGCCGGCCAAGGGGAUAUCAGCAUUGGGAUCAAGUGCGCCCCGGGAGUGGUCGGUCCUGCCGAGGCGGACAUCGACUUUGACAUAAUCAAGAACGACAAUGACACCUUCACUGUCAAGUACACUCCGCCCGGGGCCGGCCGCUACACCAUAAUGGUGCUGUUUGCUGACCAGGAAAUCCCUGUGAGUCCGUUCAAAGUCAAGGUCGAUCCUUCCCAUGACGCGGGCAAGGUGCGGGCGGAAGGACCCGGCCUUAACAAGACAGGAGUGGAGGUGGGCGCGCCGACACACUUCACCAUCUACACCAAGGGAGCGGGAAAGGCCAGGCCAGAGGUGCACUUUGCUGUCUCUGGCGCCGGAGAGGCCGUGCGGGACUUUGAGAUCAUCGACAACCACGACUACUCCUACACGGUCAAGUACACCGCUCUGCAGCAGGGCAACAUGGCGAUUUCUGUGACCCACGGAGGGGACCCUAUCCCCAAGGGCCCCUUCCACAUCUCUGUGGCCCCCGCCCUGGACCUCAGCAAGAUCAAAGUUGAAGGACUUGAUACGAAAGUGGAGGUCGGGAAGGACCAGGAGUUCACCGUCAACUCCCAGGGGGCCGGCGGCCAGGGGAACGUGGGCGUGAAGAUGACCUCGCCCUCGGGCCGACCCAUCCCAUGCAAGACGGAGUCGGACAAGGCCGGCGGCACGCACGGCGUCAAGUACAUCCCCCCCGAGGAGGGCCAGUACAAGGUGGAGGUCAGCUACGACGGACACCCGGUGGCGGGAAGCCCCUUCGGCGUGGAGGGCGUGAUGCCUGGGGACCCUUCCAAGGUACGCGCCUACGGCCCGGGUCUGAAGGGCGGCAUUGUGGGUAAACCGGCCUUCUUCACCAUCGACACCCUGGGGGCCGGCGCCGGGGGCCUGGGCCUGGCCGUCGAGGGGCCCUGCGAGGCCAAGCUCGAGUGCCGUGACAACGGGGACGGCACGUGCUCCGUGACCUACCUGCCCCCCGUGGUGGGCGAGUACGACAUCAACAUCCUGUUCGCCGAGCAGCACGUCCCCGGCUCCCCCUUCAAGGCGGCGGUGCGGCCCGCCUUCGACCCCGCCAAGGUGACGGCCUACGGGCCCGGCCUGGAGCGGGCGCGGGCCGGGGAGCAGGCCUCCUUCACCGUGGACUGCUCCCGCGCCGGGGAGGCGGAGCUCACCAUCGAGAUCGUGUCGGAGAGCGGCGCCAAGGCGGAGGUCCGCGUCCAGAAGACGGCGGAGGGCACGUUCUCCGUCAGCUACACGCCGCCCUUCCACGGCGCCCACACCAUCACCGUCAAGUACGGCGGCGGCGUCAUCCCCCAGUGCCCCAAGGUGAUCCAGGUGGAGCCCGCCGUGGACACCAGCGGGGUGAAGGUGUACGGCCCAGGGGUGGAGCCCAGAGGUGUGCUGCGCGAGGUCACCACCCACUUCAUCGUGGACACGCGCGCCCUCAGCAAGGCGGGCGGCGGCCGCAUCAAGGUGCACGUCAUCAACCCGUCCGGCGGCAGCACGGAGACCUUCGUCACCGACAAGGGGGACGGGACCUACCGCGUGGAGUACACGGCCUUCGAAGACGGUAUGCAUCUGAUCGAGGUGCUGUACGAUGACGUGGCCGUGCCCAAGAGCCCCUUCAGGGUAUCGGUGGUGGAGGGCUGCGACCCGACCCGGGUGAGGGCCUACGGGCCGGGACUGGAGGGAGGCGUCACCAACAAGGCCAACUGCUUCACAGUGGAGACCAGGGGUGCCGGUACUGGCGGCCUGGGCCUCACCGUCGAGGGGGCCUCGGAGUCCAAGAUGUCCUGCAAGGACAACAAGGACGGCAGCUGCAGCGUGGAGUACGUCCCCUUCACCGCGGGGGACUACGACGUCAACAUCACCUACGGGGGCCACCCCAUCCCCGGCAGCCCCUUCCGGGUGCCCGUGCGAGACCCCGUGGACCCCACCAAGGUCAAGUGCUCGGGCCCCGGCCUGGGCAGCGGGGUGAGGGCCCACGUCCCCCAGAGCUUCACGGUGGACUGCACCAAGGCCGGCCAGGCGCCCCUCGACGUCAAGCUCUACGGGCCGACAGAGGACUAA